AUGAUGAUCUCAGGCUGCAUGAACGAGAUCUUUGAAGACUUUAGACCUCAGGCUCAGAACGGCGAGCUGUGUUUUUCACUCGGCUCAUACGGAACAGGCCGACGACAUUUUGCUACAGCUCUCUCAACGCCCGUGGCGCUGCACGAUCCGAGUAUAUUUAGCUCCAGAAAUGGCCAUCAAACUCGCGCGCAGCUCAAAGCACACGGACAUGCAGGGCUCGACGUCAACUGGCCCUCUGGAUGCCCUACGCUCCUACGGGCUGUGGGUUCCGUCCACCAUUCAAUUGAGUUCGUGGCCCUAUCUUCCGAGUCAAAAGCGUUGAUCGCGCGAGCAUACUCUGACCGCCUCGGCUUACCGGACUUCUGUGCCGCCUGUGGCACCCUCGAAGACGCCAGAAACGAGGUCAACAAUUCCGGGUUACCAGCGUACAACCACACACUUUACCAGGCGUACACGCAGCCGUAA
Molecule: messenger RNA, 465 nt
Organism: Peniophora sp. CBMAI 1063
Lineage: Eukaryota; Fungi; Basidiomycota; Agaricomycetes; Russulales; Peniophoraceae
Source: the annotation of a GenBank genome assembly